GCCAACCGGAAGGCAAUGGCCGCUAGCCAGAACGUGCGCCUCCCCCUCCCCGGCAGCGCCGCCGGACAGCUGGUGCUCGCAGGCGGCGGCUUCAUGCCCGCGCGCCUCCUGCUCGUGCCGGUGGGCACGCGCCUGCCCCCCGGCGUGCACGCCGUGGCCGCGGUCCCGGCGACGGCCGUCGUGGCGCCGGUCCGCUCGGGAAGCCGCGCCGUCCACUUGCUGCCGCGUGCUGCCGUCCCCGGCGUCCUCGCUGUGGCCGCGGUGGCGCCUGGCGGCUCAGGAAGCCGUGGCGCCCACCUGCUGCCUCGUGCUGCCGUCCCUGAGUCGGGAGAGCCAGCAGCGGAGGCGGACGACGGUGAGGCUUGUCUCAAGGGGGUUUUCGUCUUUCACGAUUUCAUCACCACCCAGGGAUUCGAUGGCCAGUGGGUGGUGGAUGACAUCGUGCCGCCCACCGCCAACGCAGAGCUAGCCCCCAUGUCGUCGCAGGUGAAGAAAACCUUCAGCAAGGCGGUGGCCCUGGCACGGGCGGGUUCCGAGAAGAUGGCUUGCGCGCUCGAGAUCAUGCGAGGAUGGUAUGGCAUAGUACAGCUCGCCCACUCCGCCUACCCCAGCCCUGGGCUGCCUCACCUUCCGGGAGAGCAGGCGUUCCUGGGCAUGUGCCUCGCUGCUGAUGAGUACUCGCCCCCACUCAUCCUGGGUCAGGCCGUGGCGCCUCUGAUCGCACCCCUCCAGGUGCCAGAUGAUGCGGACGCAGAUCAGGAUCUCGUCAAGAGCGUGUUCGUUGCUGUGACCGUUUCCCAGGCCGCGGCAAGAACCGCACGCGACAGCUAUGUCUCCAGCAACCCUGCUGACAACUGAGCUGGGAUGCAAAGCCUAGCCGAUCGACCUCUGGCAAGAACGCAGAGGCCUGCAACUCCAUCAACAGCGUGGCGGCGCUAGCUGUUUCUUACUAUCUACUACUAUGUUCAAUUUGCAUGCAAGUAUUAGAUGUUCGUCUUUAUAGUAUUCGUCGUCUGUCCUACUACCAUCCAGUAGUAGUACUAGCUAUUGCUACUUCGUCAUAGUUAUCUCAGUUACCACUGCUACCAUCCUUCAUGCAUGUAUAUGCAUGGCCGGUGUGCUACCUACCUGUAUUACCAUUUUCAUGUGUGAGCAGUUUAUGGAAUUACUAUAUGCAUGAAACAAAUAUCGAUCCUUCAUGUGUGUUGCUCA
This is a messenger RNA of Sorghum bicolor (sorghum), 1212 nucleotides long. RefSeq lists its product as uncharacterized. NCBI's taxonomy places the organism in Eukaryota, Viridiplantae, Streptophyta, Magnoliopsida, Poales, Poaceae. Bases 16 to 858 code for a protein of 280 amino acids. The record is from RefSeq and is a predicted model, not a curated record. The transcript is spliced from 3 exons.